AUGACGAAAAAACUGAAUAAUCUGUUAGGAGAUCAUGGCCAAAGAGAGGAACAACAAGUUCGUAACCUGUCGACCGAGCCAAAAGACGUAGUGCCUGAGAGACGUAGAAAUGAAGAACCGAGGCCGUUAUACAAGGACCUUUUCACCUUGCCAGUGGAAUAUGCCUUGGCACACUGCGUAGCAGAAGACCUGAGAGCGUCGCGAGGUAUAGCCACAGUCUUCAGGAAAAAGUUUGGAGGGACCGAAUAUCUUGAGCGGCAGAGCCCCACCAUUGGCACGACCCUGGCCGUUGCGCUUCACCUGAAGCGCAACGGCCAGCAUUUGUUCUACCUCGUUACGAAGGAAACGUCAAGUAAGAAGCACUCCUACGAAUCGAUGAAGAAAAGCCUGCAAGACCUGCGAGACAAGCUUCUUCGGAUUGGAAUCAAAAAGCUUGCUAUUCCCAGGCUGGGAUGUGGUUAUGACGGACUGGAAUGGAGGAUUGUGAGAAAUAUGGUGCAGGAUCUAUUUAAGGACACUGGCAUCGAAAUUGUGGUCUGCGUAUACAACCCAUGGGGAACCUCUGGUGGACCAGAAGAUCGCAAGCUUCAGGGGAAAUCUGUUCUGGGAUAG
Messenger RNA from Macrosteles quadrilineatus (aster leafhopper), 612 nucleotides. RefSeq names its product ADP-ribose glycohydrolase OARD1-like. Bases 1 to 612 code for a protein of 203 amino acids. Gene Ontology annotation, biological process: peptidyl-glutamate ADP-deribosylation. NCBI's taxonomy places the organism in Eukaryota, Metazoa, Arthropoda, Insecta, Hemiptera, Cicadellidae. The transcript is spliced from 2 exons. The record is from RefSeq and is a predicted model, not a curated record.